AUGCCAGUGGAGCGAAAGAAACGGCCUCAGCAGCCGUAUAAUCGUUUUGAGACGAUGUCCAAACUAGGGGAGUUUGAAGUUAUAAAAAAAAUUGGUCAAGGUACUUUUGGUGUGGUCCAAAAGGCCAGAAAUCGAAAAACCAAGCAGUUGGUGGCUCUCAAACAGCUCAUCAACCACUCAGCCAAGGAAGGAUUCCCAAUCACAGCAAUGAGAGAGAUCACAAUUCUUAAAAAUUUGGAGCACAAAAACGUUCUUAAGAUCACUGGCAUGAUAUAUGAAGAGGCGAAGGCAGAUUUACCUGAAGAUGCCGUUCGUCAGAGAGGAUGCUUUUACACCAUUUCACCUUACAUGUCGCUAGAUUUGGUCGGGCUCCUAGAAAACCCACAAAUUGAGCUAUCUGUACCAAUGGUAAAGUGUAUUAUGAAGCAGCUUCUUCAGGGAGUCGACUACAUCCAUCAGAUGCAUUACUUACACAGAGACAUCAAAGCCGCCAACAUUCUCAUUGAUCCUCAUGGAGUUGUCAAAGUUGCCGAUUUUGGUCUUGCUAGAAUAUACCAUGGGAGAACUCCAAAGAAAGGCAUGGGUCCUGGGGGAGGUGAAAGAGCAUAUACGGCUUUGGUAGUAACCAGAUGGUAUCGAUCUCCUGAAUUACUUUUAGGAGAGCGCAAGUACGGCACAGCAGUAGACAUGUGGGGUGUAGGCUGUGUGUUUGGUGAGCUCUUUACGAAGAAACCGAUCUUGGUUGGCUCUUCAGACUCAAAUCAGGCACAGCUUAUCUUUGAUAUGGUGGGACCGCCAUCAAGAGAAAAUUGGGCUUCAGCUUCGCUUCUACCGAACAAGCAGGACCUCAACAUUGGACUCACAUGUAAGAGGACGCUAGAAAGCAGGUUCGUUCCUCUAAUGGGCGAAGCGGGCGUGCUGCUUUUGGAUAAACUCCUCACGCUAGAUCCUGCCAAGCGCUGGAACGCUCAGGAUGCGUUGGAGCACGAAUACUUCAGGUCAGAUCCUAAGCCUUUGGACCCAAAGGAUAUGCCGGUGUUUGAGGAAAGUCAUGAAAUCGACCGUGAGCGGUUCAAGAGACAGCGCACUGAAGGCACAGAGUCUGAGCUGGAGAAGAAGCCUAAGGUCGAUGGAUAUAUGAGCAGGCUGCAUCGCACAGGGGUCUCUGGUAUCAGAACAAAGCCAGCAAAACCUAGGUAUUAA
Molecule: messenger RNA, 1203 nt
Organism: Candidozyma auris
Lineage: Eukaryota; Fungi; Ascomycota; Pichiomycetes; Serinales; Metschnikowiaceae
Gene: CRK1
Product: cyclin-dependent serine/threonine protein kinase
Exons: 1
Coding region: 1-1203 (400 amino acids)
Biological process (GO): protein phosphorylation
Cellular component (GO): nucleus
Molecular function (GO): cyclin-dependent protein serine/threonine kinase activity; ATP binding
Source: RefSeq, a predicted model, not a curated record